AAUGGUUUUAAUGGCGGUUUGGGAUACAAACAAUUCGUGUAAUGCACAUGUAAAAAAUGUAUGGUAAAGAUGCGCGCGUCGCGACGGCGCGUCCAUGGUGUUUAGGUGGCGCUGGCGUCGCCGGAGUUUGACAGGUUGCCAGAUUUAGAAUGAAAAGGGGAUAACGAAAGAACCGGAGGCCCGUUGGAAAGCAUCUUCCAAUCGAAACGAAUCCGGGGUUUCCAUCAUUAGCAUCCGACGGUGUCAACAUUGUUCGUGAAGUCUGAGUUAUCCGGUUGGUCUGUGUACCAUUUGGUAAACUUGGUAGGCCAGUACAGCCGCUCACGCUCUCUUUGUAAGCGGAAGACGGUCGUAUCGCAUACAGAUAUACACGGCCAGGUACAUUCAUGCCUACUGCUGGCGAGCGAGGAAGAUGUUUUCGUGGACCGUCAGCCGUUGUUAGCAACACCUAUGGUUAUUUAAAUGCGUGACGACCAUCGUACAGCGACGAUAACAACAUGGGUAACUGUUUGAAGAGGGCCACCACCGAUGAUAUUUCGUUGCUGAGGGGCAGCGAUAGCGUUCGCGAAACGUCAUCGGAUCAGCUGGGACCUUCACCCUACCAGGAGACACUGCCAAUUCAAGCAGCCUCUCCUGUCUAUCACCCCUCACCUAGUGUCACUCGCUCUGUGGGCCAGCUGACCGAGGAAGAGCAGGUGAAGAUAGCCAAGAGGAUUGGCCUGAUUCAGCACUUACCCACUGGCACCUAUGAUGGAUGCAAAAAGGCCAGGGAGUGUGUGAUAUGCAUGGUGGAGUUCAUUGUGGGCGACACCGUCCGUUACCUGCCCUGCAUGCAUACUUAUCAUAAGAGCUGCAUCGAUGACUGGCUGAUGCGCAGCCUCACCUGUCCAAGCUGCAUGGAGCCAGUCGAUGCUGCCUUGCUGACCAGCUACGAGACCAACUAAAAACAAACAAAAAAAAAUAAAAAAUUCAUUAAAAUAAUAUAAAAUAAUGGCCAGUGCCUUGCAACUGAUAGUGAAACUCUGUGAUCUGAACUGUCUCUAUCUAUUGGGUGUGAAUGUACUAUCUUUUAUGUUGGUAAAGAUGUAAUAACAAGAAAUUUCUUUAUUGAUGAAAGUGGUAUUUGAGUGGCUGUGAACCCGUCCCAAGUUGGAAAUACCUAGACCAUCAAACGUCCGUAAAAGAACUCAAAACAAACACACGAAUAUAACACACACUGAAAUGAAGUAAUCAAUAACAAUAAUCAACUAAUGAAAACACAUCACACACACUGAAAAUAGGUAUCUCUUAUCUUUGGACUGGCUGGAUUUGUAUAGAAUAUAUAUUAUAAAAUUGAGUAUAUAAUAUAUUUGUAUGGAACUAUACACAUAUAUUAUAGGAUUAAAGGAAAAGAUCUGUUUUUAUAUUAUAUUCCCAGGCUUGGUUUUUAAGUUAGGGCACUCUUGCACGAAAAUUAAUUUGAAAACGAAAAUUCAAAA
Molecule: messenger RNA, 1478 nt
Organism: Nicrophorus vespilloides
Lineage: Eukaryota; Metazoa; Arthropoda; Insecta; Coleoptera; Silphidae
Gene: Rnf11
Product: RING finger protein 11
Exons: 2
Coding region: 498-944 (148 amino acids)
Source: RefSeq, a predicted model, not a curated record